AACUGUUCUUUUUAGUAAAAAUACAGUUAAAGUGCACUUGAAUAAGGCCACAGAAAUAAAGGUUUUGGAGUCAACCGAACACAAUAUCAUUGCUGCUUUUCUGACAAUUGGUGUCAAUUUCUUGCUUUUCAGUUAAUCGUAACAGUUCAAAGCAGUCAUGUUGGUAAAUGAUUUAGUGGCUUGUGAUAUGUUCCUAUUGUAAAUUUUAUCCCGUAUUCAUUAGACAGCAUGUUGACCUUGCUUCAUCUUGUAUUAGUUCCCCGCAGUGUUUAAUGGUCACUGCCGUAACAUUUUAGGUAUGUUGUCAUGCUGACUGCUGUGUCAGGUGGGAUACAGUGAUGGAUGAGGGCCAAAAGGACGAAUGUUCAAAACAACAGCCUCAGAAGUGUUCAGCGAAAUGAUAUUUCUGCCAUGGAAACUUAUCAGAUGCACUUUUAAACUAUCUACAAUCACCAUCUGUCACAACUGAAGCACCAGAUACAGCCUCCUCUGCCCAGCCUUUGGAGCUGCACACACCAGCUGCUGCUGAGACAGAUGAGUGAGCCUGGAGUGAAGCUCGCCUAGGGCACUGAACGCGGUAGGGCCGGCCCUGACUUCCACGAAUGAGAGUGAGACCGAGAGAGGCAGAAAGAGAGAGUGAAAACAGUAACUGGCAUUUGUUUCACGUGAAACUUAAACUGUCUUCACACUCUGGGCUGGACGAGAGCAGACUGAGCCCUGUAACCAAGAGAGCCAAGCCAACUUACUUGGCUUUGGAUAAAGAGAACCAAAUCAUCGGCUAUGUAGUGCCUAUCUUCAGAGGCAGUCAAGAGUUUGCUACAGGAUUUUCGGAUACAGAGGAGAAAAGGGUGAGGGACACUGCUGCAUACAUGGCCCGCAGGGAUCUGUUCACCAGUGGUCUGGAGAUGGAGAGGUCAGAACAGACCUCCAGGAAGGAGACCAUGCGCGAGUCGGCUGAACGCAUCUCUCUGAACAAAAGGAUCCAUGAACACGGGGAACACUUCAAGCGUAUGAACGAAGACAGCCUAAUGCACGCCCCGAACUUUGUGAUUAAACCUCGCUCCCACACCGUGUGGGAGAAUCAGUGUGUGCGGCUGCAUUGCACUGUCAGCGGCUGGCCUGACCCACGGGUCGUCUGGUACAAAAACAAUGUGACAAUUGACCCACUUGCCCACCCUGGCAAGUUUAAACUUCAGAGCAGUUACAACGUGCACUCACUGGAGAUUAACAGAUGUGAUUUCGAUGACACGGCGCAGUAUCGCGUCUCUGCUAUGAACUCCAAGGGAGAGCUGUCUGCAUUUGCCUCCGUCGUCGUGAAGAGGUUCAAAGGGGAAAUUGAUGAUUCCCUGCCAGCCCCUCGACACGGCCCAGUGUCUGAGUAUGGCAUCACCUUCAAGACUCACAUUGUUGAUACGUUCGGCGUAUCAUUUGGAAGAGAGGGUGAGACCAUGAGUCUUGGAUGCACGGUCAUCAUCUACCCUCACCUGCACCACUACCAGCCAGAGGUCCAGUGGUACAGAGACCAUGUUCUGCUAACUGAAUCUAAAUGGAGCCACAUGCACUGGAGUGGAGACCGAGCCACACUGACGCUCACACACCUGAACAAAGAGGACGAGGGGCUCUACACCCUGCGUGUCACCACCAAGUCUGGAUAUGAAACCUACUCCGCCUACGUCUUUGUCAGAGAUUCUGAUGCUGAGGUGGAAGGAGCUCCAGGUGCCCCUCUGGACGUGUGCUGUCUGGAUGCCAACAAGGAUUACAUUAUUGUCAGCUGGAAGCAGCCAGCUGUGGAUGGCGGAGAGUCCAUCCUGGGUUACUUUGUGGACAGAUGUGAGGUUGGAACCAACCACUGGUGCCAGUGCAAUGACACUCCAAUCAAGUUUGCCCGUUUCCCCGUCACUGGCUUGGUUGAAGGUCGUUCUUACAUCUUCCGUGUGCGUGCGGUCAACAAGAGCGGCAUGAGCCAUCCGUCCCGCGUGUCUGAGCCAGUGGCUGCCAUGGACCCUGCCGACCGCGCCCGCAUGAGAGGUACCUCUGCUCCCUGGACCGGACAAAUCAUUGUGACAGAGGAGGAGCCUGCAGAGGGCAUUGUUCCCGGAAGACCUCGUGAGCUGCAGGUUACAGAGGCAACCAAGAACUAUGUGGUGCUGAGCUGGAAACCACCUGGAGAGAAAGGCCUUGAGGGUGUCAUGUACUACGUGGAAAAGUGUGUGUCUGGCUCAGACAGCUGGCAGAGGGUGAACACAGAGAUCCCAGUCAGAUCUCCUCGCUUUGCAUUGUUUGAUCUCGCCGAGGGAAAAUCCUACAACUUCCGUGUCCGCUGCUGCAACUCCGCUGGCGUCGGCGAGCCCUCUGACCCAACUGAGGCCACCACAGUUGGUGACAAGCUUGAUAUCCCCUCUGCCCCAAGCAAAGUUGUUCCAACAAGAAACACAGACACAUCAGUCGUUGUGUCUUGGGAAGCGUCCCAUGACGCUAAAGAGUUGGUGGGAUAUUACAUUGAGGCCAGUCUUGUGGGCAGCAAUGUCUGGGAGCCGUGCAACAACAAACCUGUAAAUGCUACCAGGUUUAUCUGCCACGGUCUGAUGACAGAAGAGACGUACGUGUUGAGGGUGAGGGCCGUGAACGCUGCAGGGCUCAGCCAGUUCUCUGAAGAGUCUGAGCCUGUGAAGGUGAAGGCUGCAAUUGGGGGCGGCAUCCCUCAUGGUGUGUUGCCGGAGAUGGGGCCGGGGGGUAACGUGGGCCAACUAACUGAGCACAGGCCACGCUGGACGGGCAAGCAUGAAACUGUCCAGUCCCCCCCUGACACAAUGCAAAAGCGCAAAGCUCAGGCUGACACUGAAGCCAGGCAGGGGGCCAGGGCUACUAGCUCGGGCCUCGCAGACCCCACGGAGAGUAAAAACAAAGGGGGGAAGAGAGGCGGUGUGUCCUGGGCCCCUAACCUGGCAAAAGACCUGUCUGUGUCAGGCUCAGUUUCUGACUCACUUACUGACAUAGUCACAGCUGCACACUUAGACCCCGUCAGUGCUGAGGUUCAGGAUCAGGCUGUAAAGACAGCCGGUGAGCCUGAGGCCACGCAGGCACGUAAGUUCUCAGUAGAUGCUUCUGCUAAUCGGAAGACAGCGAGGCCCAGGAGAGAGUCGGCAGCCUCCCCUACUCCACCCUAUGGCAUCAGUGUCCUGGAGUGUGUGCGCGACGCCAUGGUGCUGGCCUGGAAACAGCCGACCUUCAUCGGCGGCGCUGACAUCACCGGAUACUUUGUGGAUUAUCGUGAGGUCAUCGAUGGAGUGCCGGGAAAGUGGCACGAGGCCAACAUCAAGUCUGUCAGUGAGAGGGCCUAUAGGGUAACUGAUCUGAAGGAGAACAAGAAGUAUCAGUUCCAGGUGCGAGCAGCCAACAUGGCAGGUGUCGGCAUCCCGUCGCUGCCCAGUGACACCUUCCUGUGUGAGGAGUGGACCAUUGCCGUACCAGGACCUCCUUAUGAUCUUGAGAUUAGAGAGGUGCGAAGUGACUCUCUGGUGUUGCUAUGGAGAGCACCCGUGUACCAGGGCCGUGAUCCAGUCAACGGGUUCUACAUUGACAUCAAGGAAGCGGACGCACCAGAGGAGGCGUGGAGAGGCGUCAACACGAAGGCUACCGAGAAGACAUUCUUCAAGAUUAAGAAUCUAAAAGAGGCAGAGACGUAUGUGUUCCGUGUGCGUGCUCAGAACAAAGCUGGCGUUGGAAAAACCUCAGAGGUCACAGACCCCGUCCAUGCUGUGACCAAACCAGGCACCACAGAGAUCGUUGUGGAUGUUGAUGAUGACGGUGUCAUCUCCCUGAACUUUGAAUGCUCUGACUUGAACGCCGACUCCAAAUUUGUGUGGUCCAAGAAUUAUGAGGAAAUCACAGAUUCAACCCGCAUGACUAUGGAGACCAAGGGAAACAUGUCCAAAGCCAUUUUCAACACUCCUGGGGAGGAGGACAUUGGUAUUUACUCUUGUUUUGUCACCCACACUGAUGGUGUUUCAGCCAGCUACACUCUCUCUGAGGAAGAGUUGAAGAAGCUGCUAGAGAUCAGUCACGACCACAAAUUCCCUAUUAUUCCUCUGAAGUCAGAGUUGGCUGUGGAGCUGAUGGAGAAGGGCAGAGUUCGCUUUUGGCUGCAGGCGGAGAAGAUAUCAGCUAACGGCAAAGUUGAUUACGUGUUCAAUGACAAUCUUCUCUCACAGGGGGAGAAAUACAAGAUGCACUUUGACAAGGACACCGGCGUGAUUGAGAUGAUCAUGGAGUGUCUGAACCCGGAAGAUGAGGGCACCUUCACCUUCCAGUUGCAGGAUGGGAAAGCUAAAAACCAGUCCAGCUUGGUACUGAUAGGGGAUGUGUUCAAGCAGCUGCAGAAGGAAUCAGAGUUCCAGAGGAAAGAAUGGUUCAGAAAACAAGGUCCUCACUUUAUCGAAUAUCUGAGCUACGAGGUGACACCAGAAUGCUGUGUUGUAUUGAAGUGCAAGGUUGGCAACAUGAAGAAGGAGACGGUCGCGCUGUGGUACAAAGACGGACGCGAGCUCAAAGCAGACGAGCACCUGAGCUUCGCUGAGGGAGUGCUGACUCUGGAAAUAGCUCAGCGUGGCUCCACUGCAGACACAGACGACGACCAAGUUUGGAGAGCAGCAAAAAUUUCCAAGAAGGAUGCCGGCAUAUAUGAGGUUGUUCUGAAGGAUGACAGAGGAAAGGACACGUCUACGUUGAAUUUGACAGAUCAAGGUUUCAAGGACUUGAUGAAUCUAGUUUUCAGUGUUAUCGCCAAUUCCUCCACACCGCUGAAGAUCACAAGCACAGAUGAAGGCAUAAGACUCUACACCUUUGUCAACUACUAUAAUGAUUUGCUCCAAGUCACAUGGCACUACAAGGACUCAGCCAUCGCCUUCUCCGACCGUGUAAAGAGUGGUGUGGUGGGAGAGCAGCUGUGGCUGCAGAUCACAGAGCCCACAGAGAAAGACAUGGGCAAGUACGCCAUUGAGUUCCACGAUGGAAAGGACGGCUUGAAGAGGACCGUUGAUCUGUCUGGUAAAGCAUUUGACGAUGCUUUUGCAGAAUUCCAGAGACUCAAAGCUGCUGCUAUCGCAGAAAGAAACCGUGCUCGAGUAGCAGGAGGUCUGCCUGAUGUGGUCACCAUACAGGAGGGCAAGGCCCUCAACCUCACCUGCAACAUUUCGGGCGACCCCGUGCCAGAGGUCACCUGGCUGAAGAACGACAGGGAGAUCACGUCCGACGAACACAUCAUCCUCAAGUUCGAAUCGGGCAAGUUCGCCAGCUUCACCAUCACCGCCGUGAACACGUCGGACUCUGGCAAGUACAGCAUCCUGGUGAAGAACAAGUACGGCACGGAGAGCGGGGACUUCACCGUAAGUGUCUUCAUCCCUGAAGAACUGGGCGGCAAGAAAAAGUAAAAGCGGUCCAAAUCUUGUCAUAAAUAUGUAUAAAUGAAAAACACUGGAAACAGUUUUAAAAAAAAAAAAGGGCUUGAGGAUGUGUUAGAUGUUUUGUGUAGAAAUAAAUUAACUUAAGAGGUGCUGAACAAUCUGAACAUGACAACAGUUCAGAGAGGAAUCCAAACUGUGGUUUAGAGUUGUAACUUAAAGACACAAGUGGAAAUCUAUACCGUAUGUACACAUUUGGUCCAAUAAUGAUGAAUCUAAUGUCAGCUGAACGUCAUAAGACACUCAAAAAUAUUACUGGUGCAAAUUUAGUUUGUGUUUGUGUAAAGCUAUGGCAUGCAAAGAAGCAAAUGUUGGCAUAAACUUCAUUGUUUACUUCAGGAAAAGAAAUGAAACGUUACUUUCAACAACAAAAAAAAAGCCAAAAGUAAUUAAGUUGUGUUGAUAGGAUGCAACUCUCAGUCAAAGAAGAGAAAGAUGUCUAUAAAAAGCCAUAUGGAUGUAUUUGCACGUUCUACCUCAUUUUCUACAAAUUCUGUGGACUUCACUGCUAAAAAUUUUCAAAAGCACUCAAUAGUUUUAGAUUUAUAAAUGUGUUGUUUUCCUGCAUUUUCUGCAGCAAUCGGUUUCAUUUCAUGUCAUUAACAUAAAGGAAACAUUUUGGAGAGACU
Thunnus maccoyii (southern bluefin tuna) is the source of this 6088-nucleotide messenger RNA. RefSeq names its product myomesin 1b (gene myom1b). The coding region runs from base 603 to 5429 and encodes 1608 amino acids. Gene Ontology annotation, molecular function: protein binding. The record is from RefSeq and is a predicted model, not a curated record. The transcript has 40 exons. NCBI's taxonomy places the organism in Eukaryota, Metazoa, Chordata, Actinopteri, Scombriformes, Scombridae.